Molecule: messenger RNA, 5305 nt
Organism: Panonychus citri (citrus red mite)
Lineage: Eukaryota; Metazoa; Arthropoda; Arachnida; Trombidiformes; Tetranychidae
Product: GATA zinc finger domain-containing protein 14-like
Exons: 3
Coding region: 1258-2637 (459 amino acids)
Cellular component (GO): nucleus
Source: RefSeq, a predicted model, not a curated record
ACCUUUUUUCAUGUUUACUUUUUAAAUUAUCAACGUUAACAGUUUGUUGAUUAACCAUGAUUAUCAUUCCAAUAAUGAUACAGAUCAUAAUCUUCAUGAUAAUCAACCAAUAAAUGCAAAAUAGAUUCACCAAUAGUUCACUUCUAGUUCCGUGAUUAUCUCGACACUAUUUAUCUCUCUAUUUUUUUCUUGCUCUCCUUUUCUCUCUAACCACUGAUCAUCCCGAGAGAUUUAUGGUGACACCAUAAUCAUCAUUAGUUAAUCUCCCUCUUUUUUAGUUGAUCUUUUUUUUCCUCUAUCACUUUUCUGUAUCAUCUUCACCCAACACCAGCAACAACACUAUCAUCAUCAUCAUCAUCUUCCAACUCUCUUCCUAAAUUUUUUUCCUCUUCCCCUAAAUGAGAUUAAACCAACUACUACUACUGCUACUAAUACAUGUAUCAUUUUAACGGAUUAUCCGAUAACCACCAAGAAGAAGAGGAUAGACCAGGACAUUGAGAAGAAGAUGAAACAAAUUUAACUUUAUUCUUGAUAUUGAGAACAGUUUUUUUCUUAUAUUCCUAUUCUCUACCUUUUAAAUUGUAUGAACAAGUUUCAUGUUGAUUUGUUGUUUAUCAACAUUCAACGAUUACCUUGAUUAUCUUGGUGACUUUUUCUUAGAUAUUCAUUAUAUUUAUUACACUGUGAGUGUUAAUAUCUAUCAUCUGUUAAUCAACCUGUAACCUCAUGGAUAGUAAAUUGAAUACGAUUUAUGUGGUGAUGUAUUAGUCGUUAAUCCAUGUUUCUUACCUAACACCUAAACCAUUAAGUGGGCUCACUUACCAUCAACAACAACAACAACAACAAUUAACAUCAUCAUCUCUCCUUUCAUCUGGAGUCAAUGUUAACCACAAUUAAACCUGUUACCAUUUGAUUAACUUUAAUUGUUAAUUGAUAUCUACCUCAUCGAGUUCAUCUAUGGCUUAGAUAGGAAAUUGUGCCUUUACCCAAGAACCCAAAUUCGGAUACAAGUUUAUUGUGUUAAUUUACUGUUUCUCUCUCACUGCCUGUCGUUUAUAUUUUAAAUCUCCAAUCAUCGGACUUUCUCCUGAUUUAUUUUGUUCGGCAUUUAUAUAUAUAUAUAUAUUUAUAUGUUAUAUAUAAUAUAUAAAUUACGUUAAUCGUUUUUUGAUUUAUUUUUGUGUUGUGUUGAUUAAGGGAGAAAAUCAAAGUAAUAGGUCCCACAUACAUAAAGUUAUCGUUAAUUGAGAGUUAAAUAUGCGUCAACUUGAAGAAGAAGAUGAUACUCAAGCAACAUGUCCCGAAGACUCUAAUUUAACUACAUUAAAUGUUAACUGCCGCGGGCUAAAUGGUCGAGAAGAUGGUAUCAAUGGUAUUCCUGGUGAGAAUGGGAUACCUGGUGUUAUCGGUGGCUUAGAAUGUAACAAUCAUAACAUGUUAAUGAAAGGGAAAACAAAUUCGUCAUCUACAUCAAUCAAUACAACCACUGGGACAAUACAUUCUGGUCCACCGGCUAUUUUACCAACAACACCAACAUCAACAACAACAGUUACAAAUACUACUACUACAACAAAUAUGAGGAAAACUAAACGAUCACCUAAUGAAAGACGAUUUAAAUGUGAUCAAUGUGAAAGAAUGUUUUUCACCCGUAAAGAUGUUAAACGUCAUUUGGUUGUACACACUGGAGUUCGUAAUUACGCUUGUCCUUUCUGUCAACAACGUUUCGGUAGGAAAGAUCAUUUGGUUCGUCAUGCCAAGAAAAGCCAUCAAAAGGAUACUCGAGCUUCAGCAGCUUCGACAGCAAAUAUAACAGUUUCUUCACCUCCAAUUGGUACUACAACCAAUAACAACAAUAAUUCACCGAUAAACCAUCACCAUCAUCGACGAUUAACUUUCACCCAUAGUCAAGUUCAUCAUGGUUUAUCUGGAACACCAACAAUUAACCAUCACCAUCCAGGACGUAUGAUUGUUAAUGUUAAUAACAAUCUUCACAACAACAACAACAACAAUAAUAAUAAUACCAAUGGCAGUGGUAAUAAUGCUAAUCUCUCGCCAUGCAAUUAUUCAUCAUCAAAUUUGGGCCCAGUUAUGGAUCAACCAUCAUCCAUUAUGCUUCUAGGUCCAGGUCCGGGUGGAAAUGUUAACGGAACUGGAAGCAGCAAUAGUAAUGUUUCAAGUUCAUUAAACAAUUGUUCAACCAAUGGUACAAUUAACGGUUGUAAUACUGUAAAUGGAAAUGGUGUCAUUAAUAAUAAUCACCAUGAUCUUUGUUAUCCAGGAAACACAAAUCAUCACAAUGGAUCAAUGGCCUCUUCAAUAAACGAUGGUCACUUUGGUGCUCCAACACCAAUGGGACAUCAUUCAUCUUUAUGUGAAACAACCUCACUAUUUAACAACGGCAGUCACUAUUUUAGUUUAGGAGCGGGUCCAACUCCAUUCAUGAAUCCAGCUUAUAUAACUAAUUGUUUCGGACAUAUAACAGUCAAUCCAAAUAACUCGAGUUCUCAAGGGUUAACUAGUGUACCAACAAUGUGCUCAAACGAUCAAACAAACUCAGUUAGCUGUACCAAUGCUCUAACCCAUUUGGAUGUCAAUCUAUCAAAUCAUCUUCAUCAUUUUAAUCAAGUUUUUCAGUGAGAAAAUUAAUCAACAAUCAACAAAACUAUCUCCUUAUUAUAUCGUUAGCUCUCUCUCUCUCUUUCUCUCUUUCUCUCUGUCUCUCUUACACACACACACACACACAAACACUUUCUACCUCUGAUAAUUUCUCCAUUUUAACUUGUCUAUUCCAUCCAAGGAUAAAUAUACGAGUUAACAAUUAGCAAGAAAACAUCACAAUCAAAACAAUUUAAAGUAAAUUUGACUUCCCACUAUGACAAAUAACCUUCUACCUCAAGAUUGAGUUACAUGGAAAAAAACUGUUUCUCUUUUCUUAUUCUCAUCAUUAACCACAACUCUCAACUACCUCUAACAAUUUAUCAUCCAAUUAUUCAAAGGUACAAUUUACCUUGAAAUUGACGCAACUUUCGAUGUUCACCUACACAUUAAUCAUCAUCAUCAUCAUCAAACAACAACAACAACAACAACAACAACAACAACGUAUUUCACUUAACCUCAAAGCAUAAAGAAAAAAAAAUCUACCUCAUUUUACUCAAAGAUUAACGAGACAUGUGCCAUCUCAAUUAUAACUAUUGUUAUACUACCUCAAUACGGAUGGAACUUGAUCAACUUCAAUUGAUUCAGUUUUGUUGAUUGUAAACUUUGAAUUGAUCAGAUUAUCAAAUGAUAAUCGUCGAAAACAUAAAAACACAAUUGGUGAUAAAAAAAAACAACAAAAAAACCCAUCGAAAAUACAUCGAUUAUCAAGUAUAUAUUAACCUCUUAUAAAGACACACAAAAACAAAGACACAUAUACACACAGGAACGAAACUACCUCAACGAAAUUGACCUAAUUUUAUAAACCAACUUCGUCCUUUGCGAAAAAAAAAUAUCACAAUCGAUAUUUGAAUGAAAUCAACUACCUCAAACUUUUUGGUCUCUUUUACAAUUUUCCUUGGAAAAGAUCAACCAUGAAAAACACCAUAAUAUUGAUAAAGGAAGAUGAAGAUAGAAGUAAAAAAGAAAACGAGAUUGUUAUGAUAAUUGUUGAAGUGAUUUAAUCAUGAAGAGAGAUGAAAAGUUCAGUUUUAAUUGCCAUUGUUAAUCAAUCAGCUAUUAAUAGUUUUCUAUAUACUAAACUAUUUGUACAAAAAUUUAUCGAAGAUAAAACAAAAUCUCAUUGAAAAGGGUUUAGGAUUAUCUAAGAUUAUCGAAUAUGUUUCAUUGGAAAUUUCUGUUUUUCUUUUCUCUGAUCUAAUCUUCCUUUCUCAUGUUAUAAUUAUUGAAACUAAUUAACUAUCAUUAACGAUUUUAAUCUAAUUAUUUUUUUUUCUCGUCGAAACAAAAGGAAAAUCCAUUUUAUUUGUUUACAACCUUUUCUCUUGCCUCUUUUUGCCAAUAUUAACCAUUUAAUCAACAUUGUAAAUCCCAAAAUGUUGUCAAUUUUUUGCUCUACCUCAACUUUUUGUUUUCAAUUUAAAUUGUAAGUGGUUGACAAUGUAAACUUACAAUUAAUUGUUUAAUGUAAAUCUCCAAUCAUCGCUACAAUCAAAUGAUUUUAUUCUGAAACAACAAACAAACAAAUCAACUUCUAAUUGUGUAAAGAUACGUUUCAGCAUUUUGAGUCAAAUUUGAAAGAAAAAACUUCUUUUUUGUUUCUUCUCUCGAUUCUAAUCUAUUUUAAUGCCUUACCUAAAUUUUUGCUCAACAAUUGUUACAAUUAAUUAAUUAGUUAAUUAACGAAGAAAAGUUAAUAAUAGGAACAUUAUUAAGUAUUCUAAUUGCUCAAAAUGCUUGUAACUUGUCUUCUUCCAUCUUCCUAUUAUCUAUCACUCUCUCUCUCUCUCACUCUUUUUCUCUCUCAUCUCUCUCCCUGAUCAUGAUAAACCGUAAAUUAAUUGUGAUUCAAUUAGGAAAUUAAUGAACUAUAUUAUAAUUUGAAAUGACUGAAUUGUUAUCAACAGGAACCACAACUCUACACCUUGAAAGUUAAUGAUGUUUCUUGAUUGAAAGGGAACAUUAAUAAGACGAAAAGGACGAGAAAAAAAAACUCUUUGGAAUCAAGAAAAUACACUCAACCGAACUCACCUAAAGUGCCGUAAUUGAAUUGAUAUAAAACUUCAGGAAAAAGAAAUUAGCAAAAUUAAUUAGCCAAAUAACAAAUCAAAAGGGAAAAGUUUUAGCAUUGGUCAAGAAAUUAUCAUCGUAAUUGUCAACCGUCAACAAGUAAUCAAGAUAAUCUUCUCGCUCUGUUAAUCUCUUAGCAAUUGUUUUCCUCUUCACUCAUAUUCAUGUUCACUAAUUCCCAUUGAAUGUUGUUAAAUGUUAUUGAUACAAAGUUUGACCACUAACAUGAUGAUAACUGAACAACAAGACACUCACAACCAUGAAUACCUCACAAUCAGAACCAUGAUUACAAUGUAAUUAAGUGUCUUAUAUUAUAAUUUCAUCUUUGUAUUACCCUCCGAAUAAGUUUCCUCCAAAAAACAAAACAAAACAAAACAAAAUGGUUCUAUUUACCUCUCUAUCUGAGUGUUAAAUCACUAUUUUAAUCAAUCCUUUAAUUUCUGAUUCUUAAAUUACCUCAACAAACAAUUUGUCUUAAUUGCUGAUUUGCCAUAACUUUGUUCAUCUCUGCCAACAUUUAAACCGGUGUAAUGAUUAUUAUCAUAAUUAUUAUUAUAUUAUUAUUAUUAUUAUCUUAUUA